UCAUUUAUAGCCUCAUCAAACUCUUUCCUUUCUCUACGCUCGUUGUUGCAAAACCCCUCUUUCAGGAUCACCACUCCUAGGGUUAGGGUUUUUCCUCAUUCAGUUUCUAUCCAUUCUUCUUCGUCUCUUCAUUUCCUCUCACCGAUUGUAAGCUUAGGUUGGUAACCAUAGGUUUGUAAGCUUAGGUUUUUUCUGCUAUCUUAUAUAACUAGAACUCGGCCAUUUCUCCCGGAUCUCGUUCCAUGGAUACUCGCAAGAGGGGAAGGCUGGAACUCGGUUUUAACUCCAAUGGUGGAUUUAAGAAAUCCAAGCAAGGAACACAACAUCUAUCCUUUUCUUUUCCUAUUAUGGUAUCAGAACUCUGGUUUGCUACAUUCGCUGUGGAGAUUGACCCAUCUCAGGAACACUCGUCACAAUAUUAAUUCCACUCAUAUGCUAACCCAUCUUUGGUUCUCUUUUCUUCCAUUCUCGACGGACCAAACUACCACCAAUGGUCACGUUCCUUUCGGAUGAGCUUGGUCUCCAAGUAUAAGUUGGGUUUUGUUGAUGGCACUAUCUCUGCUCCAGCAUGCACCAUGCGCAUAUACUGGCGUGGGAGAGAGCAAACAUGAUGGUCUUGUCAUGGCUUCUCCUUUCCCUAUGUCUUUCCAUAGCCCAGAGUGUCAUAUGGAGAGAUACCGCUUCAAGCAUCUGGUCUGACCUUGAAGAGUGGUUCUCGCGAGAGUGUCACCAUCUAUUUCACUGAAUUAAAAACUGGAGGUGUUUCGUCCGAUCUCGGUUUGCACCUGGUGUUCAUGCAAAGCCUCGUUGAACGCUGAAAAAUAUAAAACCCAAGAACAAGUGAUAAAAAGUUUUUGAAGAUUGAAUGACAUGUAUUACGUUUUGGAGUCCCAAAUCAUGUUGAUGGAUUCCCUACCUCCUUUAAGUCAUGUUUUCUCCUUGGUUGUUCAGUAAGAGAUAUAAUUUUUUGGGUAAAUUGCGGAACAUUUCCAAAGUUAUAGCUGCUGUAGGUACAGGAAGAGGAAGAGGGUGCAAUUUUUUUUUGUCAUGGUGGGAGACCCUGGACGUGACAAUGGUAAUAAGGUUUGCAGCCACCGCGGUAAGAUGGGUCACACUGUGGCUUCUUGCUACAACAUGACUUCUCGCUGCACUUCAAGUUCACUAAGCAAAACCUCAAGCAUUCUUACAUGAAUGCAGAUUUUUGUAAAGAUGAAAUCGAUGGCAAGCAACAUGAAUCUGAUUCUUUGAAGGAAAAUCAGGGGCAACAACAGUUUGGUUUCACGAAACCAAGGCUUGAUAACUCUUCUACAAUAGUCACAAAUCUUCACCAACAGUCAUCUUUCCAACCAAGUGACAAAAACUCCUUGAAGAUGAUUGGUUGAUACCCUUUACAUACUCAGGGUGCCUUCUUGUCAAACCUUCUCACAUGUCGAACCUCCUACCAGCAUAUCACAGUCGGAAGUUUAGCCACUCUAAGUACUGAUACCCUUUGGCAUUUUCGUCCUGGUCAUGUUUCCUACAAACGUCAAAAGUAAUGAAUCCUACAUUUGUGGUGUUUGUCAUUUAUCUACACAAAAGAGGCUCCUCUUUCCCAUUAGCAGUUCAAUCUCCACUAAAUAUUUUGAUCUUAUACACACUAAUUUAUUGGGACCUUAUUCUAUUCCAUCUAUUCAUGAACAUAAAUAUUUUCUCAUAAUCAUUGAUGAUCACUCACGUUAUACUUGGAUUUUUUUCUUUAAAACAAUAGUUUGAAUCUGCAAAAAUAUUUCAGAAUUUUGUCACCUUUAUACAAACUCAAUUUAACUCAAUGAUAAAAACCAUAAGGAGUGACAAUGGAAUAGAUUUUUUCAUGACUGAUUUUUAUGCUAAUGAAGGGAUAAUGCAUCAAACCUCAUGUUAACACACUUGAACAAAAUAACAUUGUUGAGAGAAAACAUUGGUACCUUUUGAAUGUAGCAAGAGCGUUGGUGAUACAAUCUAAUUUACCAAGAAUAUACUGGUCUUUUGCUAUGUCACAUGCUGCUUUUAUCAUCAACAUGUGCCUACACCCGUUUUGAAAAUUUCUUCUCCACAUAAGGUUUUGCAUAAAGUUGAACCAAAAUUUUCUCGACUAAAGGUUUUCAAGUCUUUUUGUUUUGCCAGUACCUCACCUGUUCAUUGAACCAAGUUUGAUCCUUAGGCUUGUAAAUGUGUUUUCUUAGGAUAUGAAAUUGACACAAAAGGGUACAUCUUAUUGAAUAUUCACACUACAGAGCUCUUUGUUUCCAGACAUCUUUUCAUUUGAAAGGGUGUUUCCAUAUUGCGAAAUAGAGACCGAAGGUAGUGAGGCUGACAUAUGUACUUUCCCUAAUGGUGAAUAUCUAGUCUCCUUAACCCAUGAUCCUCAAGUUCAUAUUCCUACUGAUGUUAGUCAACCUCUUGACCCCAAAAUUGUUCCAAACACAACUGUCCUCAAGCUCAACCUAUCCUACAUCCGUUUCAGAAGAAACGAACUCCCGUCGAACACCUGAAACCACUACACCUGAAACCAAUGUUUCAACUGAAAUGAACACUGCAAAAGUUCACAUGAUUUCCCCUCCUGGAUUGAAUAAAGUCUUGCCAGGACUGAGUAAACAACGAAGCACUUCUGGUUGUCCGUUUGGUGAGGGUUGCCACUUCCUGCAUUACGUUCCUGGUGGCUAUAAUGCUGUUGCCCAUAUAAUGAAUCUAACACCUGCAGCACCUCCAGCAUCAAGAAAUGUAGCAGCUCUGCCACCUGUGCCAAAUGGGUCUGCACCAGCUGCUGUAAAGACCCGCAUAUGCAACAAAUUUAAUACUGCAGAAGGUUGCAAAUUUGGUGACAAAUGCCACUUUGCCCAUGGUGAAUGGGAACUUGGGAAGCAAAUUGCUCCAUCAUUUGAUGACCAUCGAGCGUUGGGGCCCACUGCAGCAGGUCGUUUUGGUGGUCGAAUGGAGCCUUCUCCUGGUCCUGCUACAAGUUUUGGUUCCCAUGCCACUGCCAAGAUCAGCGUAGAAGCAUCCCUUGCUGGUGCAAUCAUUGGGAAGGGUGGUGUGAACUCAAAACAGAUAUGCCGCCAAACUGGAGCCAAACUUUCGAUCAGGGAGCAUGAAUCGGAUCCUAAUAUUAGAAACAUUGAACUAGAGGGAAAUUUUGAGCAAAUCAAGGAAGCUAGUAAUAUGGUGAAGGAUUUGCUACUGACCCUGCAAAUGUCUGCAUCAAAAGCUAACCCAGGUGUUCCUGGUGCACCUACUCGAGAGCAUGGAAGCAAUUUUAAGACGAAGCUGUGCGAGAAUUUUUCCAAAGGGUCUUGCACAUUUGGAGAGAGAUGCCACUUUGCUCAUGGAGCUGCCGAAUUGCGUAAAUCAGUAUGAAGUUUGUGUUUGUGAGGUACAUUAGGCAGAGCUAUUAUUAUUGUUGUGCAUUGCCACUUUAGCAGUACUGAAUGUUAGUUUUGUUGUUGAGUUGCGUUUUAUUUAGCUUGUUUUCUUUAUCAAUUGCAGCUUCUGCUUUCGUGUUCGCUUUAGGUGACCCACUUAGUUGGAAAUCAUGGUUCUUUUUUAUGUAGUAUGGUAAAGUAAAUGUAAUUGCUUUAUUAUUGAUUAAUUUAUCUACGAUAUUAUUUUCUUCUAA
Messenger RNA from Vigna unguiculata (cowpea), 3631 nucleotides. Its product is annotated as zinc finger CCCH domain-containing protein 36-like. Gene Ontology annotation, molecular function: mRNA binding; metal ion binding. Lineage: Eukaryota; Viridiplantae; Streptophyta; Magnoliopsida; Fabales; Fabaceae. The record is from RefSeq and is a predicted model, not a curated record.